Messenger RNA from Benincasa hispida (wax gourd), 2806 nucleotides. Lineage: Eukaryota; Viridiplantae; Streptophyta; Magnoliopsida; Cucurbitales; Cucurbitaceae. The record is from RefSeq and is a predicted model, not a curated record.
GUGUUCUUCUUAUUGAAGUUUGUUUGCGGGUUUUCUUGUAUGCAAUAUCACGAGUUGUUUGCUAGAACACUAGUGGGGUUUGUUGAUUUAUUAAGGCGAACCACAUUUUCUAUCUGAAUUACUUGUACAGUCAUGAACAACAUCUUCUUGCAGCCGUUGCAGACCUCUUCGCUGGCGACCACAGACCACGAGCGACCGUCAUGAGUCUCCUCCUCCAGGGACGCUACGGCAGUACCCACGAAACCCAACCCAGGUGAUUGUGUUAGCUUGGUUGGUGUACUCUCUUUUCGACGGUGAACACUAGCGACACUUUCGAACGCUGCUCCAGCAGUGAUUUUCAACGACGGUAUGUUGCGUGUUUGGUGGUCGAAUUCUUGGCUCACGCUUAGAUUGUCCUCAAAUCAGUCUACCAUCUAUCCAUAAGGUUUGGAUCAGCAAGUUUAGACAUAUUCGGACACCAAUCGACAAAGAACGAAGCCCUUUUUGGCCUCUAGAAGAUUGGAAUUCAAGAAGGUGAAAUUGAAAUUUUGAUUGAGAUUAUAGAACUGUUAAUCGAGGUUUUUGGGAGAUCUUUGUGAUGAGUGAUCAAAGAAGACACAGAAUUUUGAUGGUCUCUGAUUUCUUUUAUCCCAACUUUGGUGGUGUGGAAAGUCACAUUUAUUGUCUCUCACAAUGUCUUCUGAAACUUGGUCACAAGGUUGUGGCGAUGACCCAUGCUUAUGGAAAUCGUAGCGGUGUGAGAUACAUGACAGGUGGCUUAAAAGUGUAUUAUGUACCAUGGAAACCAUUUCUAAUGCAAAAUACAUUGCCAACAUUCUAUGGGACACUUCCAAUUGUCAGGACAAUCCUGAUUCGAGAAAAAAUUACGUUAGUGCAUGGCCACCAGGCCUUUUCAACUCUUUGCCAUGAAGCUUUGAUGCAUGCAAGGACCAUGGGAUACAAGGUUGUAUUUACAGAUCAUUCUCUAUAUGGUUUUGCUGAUGUGGGAAGCAUCCAUAUGAACAAAGUAUUGCAAUUUACUUUAGCAGAUGUUAGUGAGGCUAUAUGCGUUUCACAUACUAGUAAGGAAAACACAGUUCUACGAUCAGGUUUGCCUCCAGAAAAGGUUUUUGUAGUACCUAAUGCUGUUGAUACUGCUAUGUUUAAGCCUGCUUUGAACCGACCCAGUACAAAUGAGAUUAUCAUUGUGGUUGUAAGUCGAUUGGUUUAUCGCAAGGGGGCAGAUUUGCUAGUCGAGGUCAUUCCUGAAGUCUGUCGGAUGUUUGCUAAUGUGCGAUUCAUUAUUGGAGGAGAUGGACCAAAACGUGUGCGGCUGGAAGAGAUGAGGGAAAAGCAUGGUCUUCAAGAUCGAGUUGAGAUGUUGGGAGCUGUUCCACAUGCUCACGUUCGAUCAGUUCUUAUAUCUGGCCAUAUAUUUCUUAAUAGUUCUUUAACGGAAGCUUUUUGCAUAGCCAUAUUAGAGGCUGCUAGUUGUGGAUUAUUAACAGUUAGUACACGGGUUGGAGGUGUGCCAGAGGUUCUACCAGAUGACAUGGUUGUACUUGCAGAACCUGAUCCCGGUGAUAUGGUACAGGCUAUUAAGAAGGCAAUUACCAUACUUCCUACGAUUGACCCACAAGAAAUGCAUAAUCGUAUGAAGAAAUUGUAUGAUUGGCAUGAUGUUGCAAGGAGGACAGUUAUUGUUUAUGACUAUGCUCUGAGAAGCUCGGAUCAAAAUCUUCUUGGACGACUCUCCAGGUAUCUCUCAUGUGGGUCGUGGGCUGGAAAGCUUUUUUGUUUGGUUAUGAUCAUCGACUUUUUGCUAUGGUAUUUUUUGAAACUAUGGCAGCCUGAUGAGAACAUUGAAGUUGUGCCUGAUUUUAAAUUGACGUGCAAUCAAGAUCAGGGGCCAAUGCAUGACAUCAACGUUGAAAAGCCAUAAAAUGGCUACGAUCACACUGUCAAGAGUGCUUUUCCAGGCGUAUGUUACGAGGUUGAACUCCAGAAUCUCAUUCCUGUGCAAUGGAAAGAAAUGCAUCGUCUUCCUUUUAUCCUUCGUCGUGGAAAAGGUUCAGAAACAUUUUUGUUCGUGAAAACAAGGUAUUCUUCCCCAAUGAUGUAGGCUGACGCUUAUUGAGUAUUUUCAGAAGGAAUAUACAGAGAUAUAUUAAAGAGAAGUAUGUAACUUAAUAACACCUAGCUCAUAAUCACAACUGUUUGUUGACUCCGGACCCUUCAUGAGAGGUAGGAGUUUCUCUCUCUUGUGUGACUCUCACUAUUUCAUUUCCUUUUUUCUCCCACACUUUGGAAAGUUGCAAUCUUUUUAUAUGGUCAAAACUUUCACAUGGUUGGUCUUGCAUAGGAGGAUUUACACUGUUUACUUUGUUCCAGGUCUUAUCUAUGUUGGCUUCAAUGGCACGCCUUAUGCAAGCAUAAGCUUUUUACGAUCUUGAUUAUGUUUUGUGGGGUACUCUAACUUGUGAAUCUGAAUUGGGAUCAUUUCAUGGAGGCUUUCUGGUGUGAUUUUGGUCCAUAACAUAACAUAUCUCGCCACUUUAUGUUGAUGCUUCCACCUGUUGCUUCAAGACAUAGGAGAGACCACCUUUUGUACAACAUUUUUCUUUUCUUUUUUGCUAUUCUUAAGAGUCGAGGGUAGGUAUGAUUUAUGAUAUUUCUCUUUAGAUGUUUGACGAAAGAAAUUUGUAAUCAACGUUUUCAAUAUUUUCAAUUCUACUGUGUAAUUUGCACUUUUUUUUAACCAAUUUGUAAUCUGAAUUGGGACCAUUUCAUAGUUGCAUAAGAGGAGUUUGUUUGUUUGUUUGUUUUC